Molecule: messenger RNA, 3331 nt
Organism: Periophthalmus magnuspinnatus
Lineage: Eukaryota; Metazoa; Chordata; Actinopteri; Gobiiformes; Gobiidae
Gene: senp6a
Product: SUMO specific peptidase 6a
Exons: 23
Coding region: 82-3030 (982 amino acids)
Biological process (GO): regulation of spindle assembly; regulation of kinetochore assembly; protein desumoylation
Cellular component (GO): cytoplasm; nucleus
Molecular function (GO): SUMO-specific endopeptidase activity
Source: RefSeq, a predicted model, not a curated record
CGCCGCGCCGUCACUGCCGUUAGCUUUACACACAGCGCUGAGCUCCGCACCGCUCUCAAACAGUGGGCUCAUGGACUGAUCAUGGCCCAAAACAGAAGCCUUUUCAUCGAAGGGCUGGAGCGGGCGGAGAGCAGGAGAGAUGGAGGAUUUAAACAGUUCAAAGACUGGAGCUUCUCUCUCAGUGAAGACAGUGAGGAGGACAAGGAGCACAAUUGUAGUGGCGUGAGAAUGGAGCAGAGUGACAGGCAGCAGGCCACGCCCCUUGAGGAGAGCAAGCCUCUUCCAGCACGGCUCCUUGCUCCUUCAGACUCCGUCAGAACCUACGAGAACCGUUCAAACAGUGGCCGGUCUCUGCACAGACUGGCCCCUAAGAAGCACAUAGACUCUCCGAUGCCAAACAGAACCAACUUUGUGAUCAUAAGCCCUGCUCCGUCUCAGGGCAUUGUUGUCCAGGGACGCCACUUUCAGCAUGCCCAGAUGCCCUCCCAUGUACGCAGACCUCUGGCACGGGACUUUCCUCCGACGCAGCCCCCAGUGGAAAUGGACAGUAUCGUGCUCACCUGUCCAGACGUCUCAGAGGACGAGUGUUUGAACGUGAAGCGUCGAAUAGUUCAGAGGAGGCAGGACUGUCGUACCUUUUCUUCACCACCGGAGUUGGUCCAGUCAUGGCCAUCUCCGUACCCACUGAUCUGUUUGAACUGUAAAAAACCCAAAGAACAAUCAGAGAAAUGCACAAACUGUGGAUCCAUUGGCCCCGCCUCCUCCACGCCCACGCCACGCCCACCCAUCAGACUUAACCCCACCCAGGUCCAGACCCGGACUCAGCCCGAACUGCUCCAGGGUCUACAGCCAGUCCAAGGCUUCUACAGACCUGUGUCCACUCUCCCGAUGAGAGUCACGAAAACCCAGAACAACGGAACCAAGAGGGCCAGCGAGAUCAGUGACCCAAUUGUCCUCUCGAGUGAUGAUGAUGAAGAAGAUGAAGCAGAUAAUGCGAGCACAGGGAGCUCUCGUCUUGAUAACAUCUCCCCGCGUCCUGCAGACUCCGCUCACUCCUCGCCAGCGCCCUCUGGUGGAAAAGUGGAGGCAGCGGUGAAGAACGCGGUAGAGCAGGAGGAGCUAGGAGCAGACUUCUUCGAGGACGUCAACAUGAAGAUCAGUAUCCCCCGGAGAGCACGCAUGAAGGACCAGUUUGGGAAAACCCCACCUGAGCCUCCACGUCAGAAGAAACCCAAACUUCCCUCCAAAUGUUCCAGCAUCAUCCUGGAAUGUCGCAGCAUCCGGAUUGGAACACUGCGGAGACUGGUCCGCAAACCUGUGGUGUUCACCACAGAACACAUCCAACUCGACACAGAAGGUCCUGAGGGUCAGGCUGAGUCCGUGGUCUUUCGCGCCUCUGAGCUGGUCAGCUGUGAGUGGUGCAGCGUUCGCAAACUUCCUGUGUUGUUUUUCCAAAGCUCGGAACAGGAAUGUUCACGUCUUAGGGAGCAGCUGCAGAUGAGCCGAGGACUGGGCGGAGACUGGAUCGACUGCUCCUCCACACACCCUGAUGAAAAGUACAUCGUGUUGAUCUUUGAGAAUGGCCUUCCCAUGGAGCAACAGGUGAUCCUGGAGGACAUUUUAGGAGAAAUCGGGCAAAACAACAAUCUCAGUGACUUUCCCGCCAAAAUCUCCUUUGACGAAGCAAAUCUGCGACUGGUGAAUUACAACAAGGCCACAGAGCGAAAGGACGACAAGGUUAAACCCGCCCGAUCUCCUCCCAAACCCAGUCCAGUCCCGGUCCGGACCAGAAUGUCCACGAGACACAAACCCAACAGCUUUGAAUCAGACGACGAGAUGACAGAGCUACAGCCCACAUUCACUGGGCCCAUCGUCAAACUCAUGGUGUACCCCCCUCCUCCGGCCAAAGGGGGCAUCACUGUCACCAAUGAAGACCUGCACUGUCUGAACGAUGGAGAAUUCCUCAAUGACGUCAUCAUCGACUUUUAUUUAAAAUAUUUGGUUCUGGAGAAGUUGAAAAAAGAGGACGCUCAGAGGAUUCACGUCUUCAGCUCGUUCUUUUACAAACGUCUCAAUCAGAGAGAACGACGGAAUGGACCUGACCCCUCCAACCUGCCGCUCCAGAAAAAGAAGCACAACCGUGUGAAGACCUGGACCCGACACGUGGACCUGUUCCAAAAGGAUUUCAUCUUCGUCCCCAUCAACGAGUCAGCUCACUGGUACCUGGCUGUGAUCUGCUUCCCCGGCCUGGAGCGCCCCCUGCUGGAGCCGAACCCUCAGUUCCAGGGAGAGAAUCCGAGUGGAGAUUCCCAAACGGAAGAGCCAAUUCCGGAUCACUGCCGCCCGCUGUCCCCAUGCACCUCCCUGGAGCCAGAGGAACCCGAAGAGAGCCCAGACAACCAAGAGCAAACCUACACCAGUGAGCUGCACAGGAUCAGUGUGUGCUACGGCUCCAGAGGCAGAGACACUGACCCAUUUGCCUUCUCCGACGACCACAGCUCCUGUCAGGACGAGUGCAGUGAAGACGGAGCUCUCGCUGACGACGCCUCCAACGACAGCUCAUCUUUAACCUCAAAACCAACCAUCUGUAAACAGCCAUGUAUCCUGAUCAUGGACUCGCUCAGAGGUCCAGCUCGGUCCACAGUCGUCAAAACCCUCCGAGAGUACCUGGAGGUGGAGUGGGAGGUGCGGCGUGGCUCUCAGAGGAGUUUUAAUAAAGACGUGAUGAAGGGAUCCAGUCCCAGAGUUCCACAACAGGACAAUUUCAGCGACUGUGGAGUUUAUGUGCUGCAGUAUGUGGAGAGCUUCUUUCAGAAUCCCAUUCCCAGUUUUACGUUGCCUCUGAACUUAUCGGACUGGUUUCCACCUCAAAGGAUGAAGACGAAACGUGAGGAAAUCAAGGAGCUUAUUUUAAGACUCCAAACUCAACAACAACCACCACACCACCAGGAGAACACUCAGAAUUCCUACUCUGCUCCGGGAUCAUCUGAAGAACCUGAGAUCCAAGAACCUAGUCCAUCUUCCCUCUGAAUCCCUCAGCAUUCCUCCAGAGCCUUCACAAACUCAGAAACUUUGUACUAAACAUAAACUGUGACUCCAUUUCACUCACUGUGCUCCUCCGUUAAUUUAACAAGGUGUAGAAAUAAUAAUAAUAAGAAGAAUUCCUGAAGUUUGUUUGUAAGUUAAACGCGUCCAUUGCUUCUGUGGAGUUUUUCAGCAUUAAAAUCUGCAGUAGAACCAGGACAGUUACAGCUUUAUUUAUGCUUUGUUUGCCUUAAAAAAACGUGUGUAUGUUUUUUUAAAUUCAAAACUAAACGGCAAGUUAAACGUU